UAACCGAAACAUUUACUUUUACUUCCUUUAUAAUUUUCUUAAAAGGUAUUCGUAAAAGUGUACUCGGAAUUCUUUAUAACAUAAACUUAUAGUGGGAAAAUGAUGGUAUCGUUAUAGAAAUAAGAGUUCGAUAUUCUUAAAAACAAAGUUUAACACGCAUUGUGUCUAGAUAAAAUCGUUGCAUCGAGUUUUACGCCUCAUCGUUAGAUUUGCACUGUUAAGUUGCACAUUGCAAAAUAAAUGUACAAAAUGAGUAAUCAAAAAUUUGGCAAUUAUUUUACGAUAUUGAAACUCCUAAUACGCGAAUUGUAUCUAAAUUAGAAAUCUCAGUUUUUUUAUAAAAGGAGAGUUCCGUUAGGUCAAUGCUAUAUGAUGAAAUAUCGACAGAUAAUAUUUAUGUUUAUUCCAAAAAGAAAGAUAGUGCAGCAGAAAACGUAACAUGACUCAUACGUAUGAUUAUUAAUCUGUAACAUACGAAACAUGAAUAUGAAAUCAGUGUUGACAGGAACGACAAGUGAUUAAUAAUAUUUCUGUUCAUAGGAAAACAAAUUGUUAAUAUAUUUUCUGUUCGAGCUGUAUUAUUAAUUAGUUCAUUGCUUUUUCAGUGGUCUAGUUUGUGCAAAAUUUUCAGAAUGAAGGAUUUCAUUCUCGUAUUUUUGUUGCUGUGCAUCCUUUCUCCUGCAGUUUCAUUGUUAAAUAUAAAAUCGUACAGUUUUAAUGGGGAGCAUGAUCCAAACAACGGGCUCGAUACAUUGCAAAUGAUAAGAAAGGAUGGCUAUCCCGCGGAAGCUCAUGUUGUACAAACAGAAGAUGGUUACCUCCUGACAAUGCAUCGAAUUCCAGGAAUACUCAAAGCCCCUGCAAUCUUUUUGCAACACGGUGUAUUAGGUAGUUCGGCGGAUUGGGUUAUGCUUGGAAGAGGCAAAGCUCUUGCAUAUCUAUUAGCUGACCAGGGUUACGAUGUAUGGUUUGGGAAUUUUCGUGGCAACACAUAUUCAAGAGCACACGUUUCUUUGUCCGAUGGGGACCCAAAAUUUUGGGACUUCAGUUGGCACGAGUCAGGCAUAUAUGAUCUACCAGCGAUGAUCACUUAUAUCGUAGAAUUGAAAGAACACGAUUUGAAAGCAUAUAUUGGAUUCUCGAUGGGUACAACAUGCUUCUAUGUAAUGGCUAGCGAACGGCCGGAAAUAACAAGACUGUUGCAUUCGGUGUACAGUCUUGCUCCUGUAGUAUACAUGAAACACGUACGAAGUCCCUUACGGUAUUUAGCUCCGAUUGCAACCCAUUUUAAGACAAUUUUCUAUCUGCUCGGUGAAGGUGAAUUUUUGCCACAGAAUUACGUUAUAAAGCAUUUAGCAAAAUAUUUAUGUUACGUAAACUAUUUGGAAGAAGAAAUAUGCUCUAAUUCGAUGUUCGUCAUCGUUGGGUUUGACAAAGCACAAUUUAAUGGUACGUUAUUGCCUCUGAUUUUGAAUCACACGCCGGCUGGUACGUCUUCCAGAACGUUGGUUCAUUAUGCUCAAGAAAUUGAAUCGGGAUACUUUAGGCAGUUUGACCAUGGUGCAGAAAAAAAUGUACAGAUUUACAAUAGCACCGUGCCACCCAACUAUAAUAUUUCAAAUAUUACGACGCCACUCGUGUUAUUUUGUGGCCCUAACGAUUGGUUGUCUAGUUCCAUUUUGCAACUGAUAAGAAAGAAUGGUUAUCCGGCCGAAGCUCAUGUUGUACAAACGGAAGAUGGAUAUCUCCUGACGGUGCACCGAAUUCCAGGCAAGUCCGGUGCACCUGCGAUCUACGUGCAGCAUGGUAUAUUCGGCACCUCGGCGGAAUGGGUUGUGCUUGGAAAAGGCAAAGCUCUCGCUUACCUAUUAGCUGACCAGGGUUACGAUGUAUGGCUUGGAAAUUUGCGUGGCAAUACCUACUCGAGGGCACAUAUUUCCUUGUCCAACAGUGACCGUAAAUUUUGGGAUUUCAGCUGGCACGAAUCAGGCGUUUACGACUUACCAGCCAUAAUCACCUACAUCGCCGAUUUGAAGAAUGAUACUUUAACCGCGUAUAUUGGAUAUUCGAUGGGCACGACAUGCUUUUACGUAAUGGCCAGCGAACGGCCUCAAGUUGUAAAUCUAUUGCGUUCGGCGUAUAGUCUUGCCCCGGUCGUCUUCAUGAAGCAUUUGAAAAGUCCCGCGCGAUACUUAGCUCCGUUUCGAAACACCAUCAAGAGAAUCAGCAGCCUGUUUGGUAAGGGCGAGAUCCUUCCACAGAAUUUUAUCACGAAGUUUCUAGCAAAAUAUUUCUGUUACUUUGAUUCGAUUCGCGACAAAAUUUGCGCGAAUUUGAUACUUCUUGCUGUCGGUAUCGAUGCGCCAUUAUUUAAUACAACGUUAUUGCCCACGAUUUUGAACCAUAUGCCUGCUGGCACGUCUAUCAAGACUUUGGUCCAUUACAGCCAAGAAAUAUCGUCGGGAUACUUUAGGCAAUAUGACUAUGGCGGAAAAAAAAAUAUUGAGAUUUAUAAUAGCACCGAGCCUCCUAGUUAUAACUUGUCAAAGAUCGCGAUACCGAUCACGUUAAUUUACGCUCAAAAUGAUUGGAUGUCCAGUACCACUGACGUAAUGAGACUGGCCAACGAGUUACCGAGCGAACCAACUAUGUACAUAAUACCAUAUAAGAAGUUCAAUCAUGUAGAUUACGUAUGGGGUACGGAUACUCCCAGAUUAGUCUACAAACAGUUGCUCGAUAUGAUGAAGAAAUGAGCGUGAUAAUGUAUUCUUUUACAGGAAUUUAUUUUUCUAUCUAUCUUUUUGUUUUUUAAUAUACUUUUAUAUUGCAGAUCGUUUAUAGACUUCAGCAAUUAAAUUGUCUUAUACGAAGCUGUAACCUACCUCAUAAUGGGCAUACAAAAAUAAAAAAUAUUUUUAACGAAGCGUCUGCUUUAAUUGUCAAACGUAAUAUUAUGUAUACAUAUUCGUAUAUGUUUAUUGGAGUCAUCUGUAGAUAGUUCUUGCGUUUACGGUAUUAAAAUAUUUCAGACACUUUCAUAUUUUUAGUUUCUAAUCUCUUUUUUAAUAUUUUUAUAUACCACGUAAAUAGUAUCGAUAAUGAACUUUAAACGUAGUUUCAUAAACGCAGACUCGUUCUUUACUCAAUGGGGUACUAUUUUCAGACUCCAUAUUUGUUCAGCUUUCAGGAAUCGAGUCUUCGUAACGUACCAGCGUUAGUACACCACGUUGAAGAAAAAAAAAACAUUGGAGACACAUUGGAUGAGUAAGUAUAUCGAGUAUUUUAUGUAUUUAACGUGUUCCUAGAUAAUGAUUACCGAACUAUCGGAAGUAAUAAAAUUGCAAUCAGUUAUAUGAUGAGCGUACGAAGAAUACUAAAUGUAAUGUCUAGCUUGGUAUCGUGUCUGCAGUUUGAAGAAAAAAAAAGUAUUUUCUUCUUUCUUCCAUUACUAUACGAAAAGGAAGUUACACGAGGAAUUUCAGUUAUUCGUUGUAAAUUAUGUAUGAAUCGUAGGGAAUCUUAAACGACGAACGACUGGCUCGAUAUGCUGCAAAAUAAAGGCCGAAGUAUCGUAGUAUUUAUUGAUACAAAAAGUGACAAGAGUUUGAAAAAUUCGUUGCGUAGUCUUUGAACAAUAACUUCGUCCAAUGCGGGGAAAUUGCGAAGAUAUUUGCUUUCUUAUAAAACUAACAAAAAAAAUAUCUGCAACAGAAAACUAUUUCUUAAGGUUAAACUUCCAUGCAAUUUUAAACGCGACAAACACAUUAUGAUUGUUCUUUUCAGGGUGAAAGAUUUUUAAAAAUUCAACGUGACUGUAGAAAUUUAUUUAUCGAGUAAAGUUGAAAAAUAUUUGUUUGUUCGAACAACGGAAAUUUUCGGUCGGAUACUCCCAGUUCAAUUCACAGGAUAAAUCGAACGUAUAAACGGCUUUGGACGUGAAUAAUCUUUACGAUGGAUCGAUUCGGUGGUGCAUCCUGAAUAUAAACCUAACUUAGACGUCCAAAUAUCGAUGUAUCGAAUAAUAAACCAAUUUUGCAACAUCGUUCCGCGUAUUUGUUGGUUUAUCGAUCCACGAUCCAAGGAACAAUCCAGGUUACAAUACGAACGAAACAAGUAUCGCUGGAAGAGCUGCUAUUGACGAUCAUUCUAGAAUCAGUGUCGAUGGGUUCUGCUAAUGAUUGUGCAAUGGAAAAAUACUGUUGGCAUCGUAGAGUCCCUCAGGGAUACUUCAAGGAUUUAACUUUACAUAUGGGCUUUGAAUUUUAUUUACGAACACCUGGAGAACAUCCUCGUUGCAACACUUCAUAAAAAGCGAGCUUAUUUCGUUAUUCGCAAUUGCGUUUCCACUGGCCGGGUCGGUACAGAAGGCGCGUUCGUAUUAACGCGUUGCUGACGAAACGAGAAGAAAAUUUUCUGUGUGUGGAGAAAAGGCAAGGCCGUACGUUGAGAAAGUUGCCCCGCAACAGGAUUUUCCAGGUACAACGUUCACCGUAACGAAUUCAAAACUGGGCCUCGAAAUCAACAAAAUUCACGAUCUCUGAGCACGUCAAAGAAAUCAAGAUUGUCGGUCAAACAGUACAAUCAAUCGACACUGUCGCUGAUAACAUAGCUUUUGACGCGAGGUUAAGUCCAUCGUAAAUAAAGAAUUAAAAAGAA
Molecule: messenger RNA, 4656 nt
Organism: Colletes gigas
Lineage: Eukaryota; Metazoa; Arthropoda; Insecta; Hymenoptera; Colletidae
Product: lipase 3-like
Exons: 17
Coding region: 633-2753 (706 amino acids)
Biological process (GO): lipid metabolic process
Source: RefSeq, a predicted model, not a curated record